Molecule: messenger RNA, 1503 nt
Organism: Trichoderma virens Gv29-8
Lineage: Eukaryota; Fungi; Ascomycota; Sordariomycetes; Hypocreales; Hypocreaceae
Exons: 5
Coding region: 1-1503 (500 amino acids)
Molecular function (GO): oxidoreductase activity, acting on paired donors, with incorporation or reduction of molecular oxygen; monooxygenase activity; heme binding
Source: RefSeq, a predicted model, not a curated record
AUGGCGAUCUCCUCAUAUAUCUCGCCACCUAUAUUCUCAUUGAAACUCAUUAUUGCUGUGCCAUUCUUGGUAUUCUUAUUGGGACUACUUUAUGUCGCAUACACUGUGAUUUAUAAUUUGUUCUUUCAUCCUCUAAGAAAGUUCCCUGGGCCAAAGCUAUGGGCUCUCCACUAUGGCUUUUACGCUAGCCAUGAAGUGUCUGGUGAAGGCCAUCAAACGAUGUUGGCAAUCCAUCAAAAGUACGGCCCAGUUGUCAGAAUAGGUCCUACUCAUCUAGCCUUUUGCCACCCAGAUGCAAUGGAAGACCUUGCAGGUCAUCGUAAACCUGGCCAACCUGAGAAUGGAAAGGAUCGCGCUCGCAACAUGACAUCGGUGGGCUCAAUAAUUGGUGCGAACCGUGCCGAUCAUGCCCGACUCCGUAAGAGCAUGGCAAAUGGUUUUUCGCAGCAGGCAAUGGUCGAUCAGCAACCUUUAAUUUCAUCUUAUGUCGAUAAACUAUUUGAAGCUAUGGAAAAAUUCAGUGCGACAGGGGAAGCAUUUAACGCAGUUGCCUGGUACAAUUACACAACUUUUGACAUCAUUGGCGACUUGGCCUUUGGCGAACCCUUUGAGUGUCUUAAGAACUCUAACUACCACCCUUGGGUAUCUUUAGUUUUCCAGGCUGUAAAAAAUAUGGCAAUUGACUCGGCAUUCAGGCGUAUGGGAAUACUCUAUAAUGUUCUUGUUUUGUCAAUCCCAAAGUCGCUUGCAAGCAAGUUUCAAGAACACCACGAGCUAGCUGCAGAGAAGGUUCGCAAAAGGCAAAGUAAUGACAGUGAUCGAAAGGACUUUAUGACAUCAAUGUUAGCAAAGAAAGGAAAAGACGCAUUGACUUUCGAAGAGCUCAAACUCAAUGCUAGUCUUCUCGUUAGAGCGGGAUCAGAAACAACAGCAACGGUGCUCUCUGCAGUCACUUACUUCCUUGGCACCAACCCAGAGCCAAUGAAGAAGCUAUGUGAUGAAGUCCGGUCCGCCUUUACAAACGAGGAGGAGAUUGAUCUCUUUAGCGUCGGUCGCUUACAAUACUUGCUCGCCGUUCUGGAUGAGGCAAUGAGACUUCAUCCAGCAGUUCCUGGUACGAUUCCACGUGUCGUAAAUCCUAUGGGCGAUACAAUUGCAGGCCACUUUGUUCCCCCAGGAACUGCUGUUGACAUCUGGAAUUGGACUACCAACCAUUUCCCCGACUACUGGGCUCAAGCCGAGGAAUUUAUCCCAGAGCGAUGGCUGGAUGACCCACGGUUUGAGAAUGACAAGAGGAAAAUCUUCAAUCCCUUCUCGGUUGGCGCUAGAGUUUGCCUUGGUAAAAAUCUUGCGUAUGCGGAAAUGCGCCUCAUCGUGGCUAGGCUCAUUUGGAAGUACGAUAUUGAGAUUCUCGAUGAAAGUAUUGGAUGGGAUCGUAGAUGCAAGUCUUACAUUGUGUGGCAGAAAGGACCACUUUAUAUUCGCGUAAAGCCUAGACAAUGA